Molecule: messenger RNA, 2292 nt
Organism: Manihot esculenta (cassava)
Lineage: Eukaryota; Viridiplantae; Streptophyta; Magnoliopsida; Malpighiales; Euphorbiaceae
Product: tryptophan aminotransferase-related protein 2
Exons: 6
Coding region: 816-2210 (464 amino acids)
Biological process (GO): amino acid metabolic process
Molecular function (GO): carbon-sulfur lyase activity; transaminase activity
Source: RefSeq, a predicted model, not a curated record
CAAAAACAAUGACGAGCAGCGAAUCUACGUUCUAUACUUUCAACGUCUAUGAUAGUUCUCUGUUCUUCUCAAGAGUUGUAGCCUAGGAAAACUAAAAUAUUUUAAAAUAGACGGUGAGAUUUCUUGAUCCUUGAGAAAAUUUCCAUGUCGGAAGCGUUUCCGAGGGCGGACAAUAAACCCACCAGCGCAUAAUCCUCAAUUCCUCAUCAUACCGUUUCUUCUCUUCUUUCGUUCUUCUAGGUCCAAAAUCAAGAAGUGCUAGUGUCUGUGUUUUAAUAUUUGGGUGUUUUCUUUUCGUUUCAAAAGCUCAAGCACUGGGACACCACCGAUUGGUACUGCUGAUGAUUAUUCAGUUACAAGUAAUUUGAAGUUUCUUUGCUGAUCUUCUGCAAACUUCGAACAUUUCUGUUGGUUUACAAUAAAGACCCACAUAUCUCAUGCGCUAAAGGCUCUAGAAACCCACGAAUCUCACUGAUUUCUAUCGGAUUCAAUGGGUUUUUUACAGUUCUUCGAAAUCUCAUAAGCGUCAUUCACCACUUUCCUAAAUUUCUCUGCUCAUUUCACUUGUCUGGAGUCUUGACCGCACACUGUAUCUCCACCAUCCAUUUGUCAAGCGAAGCAUUUGUACUUAUCAUCUGGGUUUUUCUAUACACUACUGAUCUGGGUUUCUUCAUUGCCCACAUCUACAGCGGAGUUCUCUAAACAGCUAAAAGCUCUGUUUUUGCUCACUGUUUUUGCUCACUGUUUUUGCUCACUGUUUUCUUGGAAAAUACUCGUCAUCUAUAUCUGCCUUUCUCAUCUUUUUCCUGAGAAAGAUGGAUAGUGCCAGGAGUAUUUUCACGGCUAGAAACUUGAUGGUGCUAUCUCUAGCCAUCAAUGUGAGCUUCAUUUUGAGGCUGGGGUAUCAGACCUUUGACAUAAAGAGAGAGCAACUGAUUGGGGGUGACGGUGCCCGGAGAGAGGCACUGUCUACGCAGAGGGCACAUCUGUCUGUGUCUACCACCUCGUCAUCUUCUCCGACGACUUUCCCUGGCGAGGACAGACACAGAGUGAUCAAUCUAGACCAACAAAUUUUCAAGCCAGGGGGGGCAAAAAUGAAAUAUCAUUAUCAAGGUGGGGAUCCGACCAUGUACGAGAGGUUCUGGCAGCAAGUAGGUGACAAGGCCACGGUCGUGAUUCCUGGCUGGCAAUCGAUUAGCUAUUUCUCUGAUAUUGGAAACCUUUGCUGGUUUCUAGAGCCUGAGUUUGCCAAGCAGCUACUUAGACUGCAUAAAAUCGUUGGCAAUGCAGUUACUGAGGACCGCCACAUUGUGGUUGGUACGGGUUCUACUCAGCUCUUUCAAGCUGUGUUAUAUGCACUUGCUCGUCCAGGGGUUGAGGAACCCAUCAGUGUUGUAUCUGCAGCUCCAUACUAUUCUUCUUAUCCGGCAAUAACUGAAUCCCUCAAGUCUGGGCUUUACAAAUGGGAAGGAGACGCUCUUAGUUUCUCGAAAGAAGGGCAAUUCAUAGAACUAGUGACCUCCCCUAAUAACCCAGACGGGUAUGUGAGGGAUUCAGUGGUUAAUAAAAGUGGGGGAGUGUUGGUGCACGAUUUUGCUUACUACUGGCCUCAGUACACUCCCAUUACUUCUCCAGCCGACUACGACAUUAUGUUGUUCACACUCUCUAAGACCACUGGGCAUGCCGGAAUGCGCAUUGGCUGGGCUCUUGUCAAGGACAGAGAGAUAGCCAAAAGAAUGGUGAAAUAUAUCGAGCUCAACAGCAUUGGCGUUUCUAAGGAUUCACAGCUCCGGGCUGCAAAGGUUUUUAAAGUUGUUUCCGACAGCUGUGAAUCUUCCAGAGAUACAACAGAAUCUCUUUUUGAGUUUGCCUAUCACCUCAUGGUGGAGAGAUGGCAAAACCUAAGGGCGGCGGUGAAACGUAGUGGCAUGUUCAGCUUGCCGGAAUUCUCCCCUGGAUUAUGCAAGUUUACGGGCAGGUUCUUUGAACCUCAACCUGCUUUUGCAUGGUUGAAGUGCGAAGAACCGAUCGAAGACUGCGAGAGCUUCUUAAGAUCGAACAAGAUCUUGACGAGGAGUGGGACACACUUCGGAGUUGGUCCACAAUACGUUAGGAUUAGUUUGCUAGAUCGCGACGACAAUAUUGAUUUAUUUGUAGAGAGAUUGUCCAACAUUCGCAAGGACAAUCUCUACCAGCAUAUGGGGGAGUGAGCAGGAGCUUUAGCAUGUGCUUGCUUCAUUCCCUGUAUUUGUAAACUAAUAAAAGAGAAGUUAAUUGCUUGUUCGAUCGCAA